This is a messenger RNA of Diaporthe citri, 2394 nucleotides long. RefSeq lists its product as uncharacterized. Lineage: Eukaryota; Fungi; Ascomycota; Sordariomycetes; Diaporthales; Diaporthaceae. Gene Ontology annotation, molecular function: oligopeptide transmembrane transporter activity. Gene Ontology annotation, biological process: transmembrane transport. The transcript has 6 exons. The coding region runs from base 1 to 2394 and encodes 797 amino acids. The record is from RefSeq and is a predicted model, not a curated record.
AUGGCUGACAUUGAGUCGACAAAAUCAACUGGCUCUCCUGUCCCAGAGAAGGAAGGCGCCUUGUCCACUGCGGUCGACGUGAGCCAAGCAACAUCCGAUCUCGAGAAGAUCAAGCACGCACAUCAAUUCGACCCAAACCUGCCGCAGGAGAAACUCGACUUCAUCAACAAGGCGCUACACGAUGGCGACGCAGGAGAAAUCAUUGAGGCCGACGCCCUUUUCACUGAGGACUCUCCGUACGACGAGGUCCGAGCAGCGGUGCGGCCCACGGAUUCCGGAGGAGUCGCUAACACAGUCCGAGCCUGGGUGCUAGGCCUCUUCUUCGUCAGUAUUGGAAGCGGCCUGAACAUGUUCUUGAGCAUGAGGAGCCCAGCGAUCAACUUUCCGGCCCUGGUCGUCCAGCUGCUGGCUUACCCCCUUGGCUGUUUCUGGGCGAAGGUUGUGCCCACCAGAGUCUUCAACACAUUCGGUGUGAAGUGGACCUUCAACACUGGGCCGUUCACAAUCAAGGAACAUGUCGUUGUCACGCUAAUGUCAAACGUCUCGAUUGGCUACGCUUACAGCACCGAUGCUCUGCUGGCACUUCAGGGCAAGCCAUUCUACGAUGUCAAUCUUGGAUGGGGAUUCCAGCUUCUUUUCACACUAAGCUCUCAGCUCAUUGGCAUUGGUCUGGCAGGAUUAUCCAGGAGAUUCCUCGUCUGGCCGGCUGCGAUGAUAUGGCCCAACCAGUUCAGUAGCACAUCUCUUUUCUUUGCAUUGCACGACAAGAGCAAAAGUGACGGAUCCGAAAGCAACGGUUGGACCAUCAGCCGCUAUAGAUACUUUUUCUAUGUCCUUAUCGCCAUGUUCUGCUACUACUGGAUUCCGGCCGUGUUGUGGCAGGGACUCUCGGUCUUUGCCUUCAUCACCUGGGUUAAGCCCGACAAUGUCGUCGUUAACCAAUUAUUCGGUGGCUAUACUGGCCUCUCUUUGAUCCCAAUCACCUUCGACUGGACAUAUGUUACCGCAUAUUUAGGCGACCCUCUGCUUGCUCCAGUGCAUACCGCCAUAUCUGAGCUCACGGGGCUCUUCGUGUUCGUCAUUCUCGCAACGAUCGGCAUCACGUAUUCUGGUGCUAUCUACAGCCAGUACUUGCCGAUCAACACAUCCCAGACCUACGACAACACACAGAGUAAAUACAGCGUGAGCAGGAUAUUGGGAGACAACUUCACUUUCGACCUGAAGAAGUAUCAGGAAUACUCACCACUCUUCCUCCCACCCACGUUCGCCCUGAAUUAUGGUUUAUCCUUUGCUGCCCUGACGGCGGCACUGGUGCACUGCGGUCUGUUCCACGGAAAGGAAAUCUUGUACCGGCUCAAGGCAGCGAGGAAUCAAGAACCGGACAUCCACAUGAAGCUAAUGAAGAAAUACCAGGACGCCCCUGAUUGGUGGUAUCUCGCGCUGUUUGCCAUCUCGAUGGGCCUCGGUCUCGCCACCGCCUUGGGAUACGACUCUCAGCUGCCCUGGUGGGCGUUCUUCGUGGCCAUUAUCCUUGCUAUCGUCUUCAUGAUCCCGUCUACAACAAUUUUGGCUAUUUCGAAUCUCGCGCUGGCUCUAAAUGUUCUGUCUCCAUUCUUGGCCGGGUUUAUGAUACCAGGCCAGCCUAUUGGCGUGAUGAUCUUCAAGGUUUACAGUACUAUCGUACUCGGUCAGGCUCAGACAUACGCCGGUGACUUGAAGCUGGGACACUACAUGAAGAUCCCGCCCAGGAUAACCUUCUGGUGUCAAGUGGUAGCGACUGCCUGGGCUACGUUUGUGCAGAUUGCUGUCAUGAACUGGACACUCGGGAAUAUCGAAGGUGUCUGCGAUAUUGACCAACCAGCCAAAUUCUCCUGCCCAAACGGUCGUGCCUUCUUCUCAUCAUCGAUCGUCUGGGGAGUCAUCGGCCCUUACAGGAUGUUUGGGACUGGAUCCAUAUACCAGUAUUUCAACGUCUUUUGGGUGAUCGGAGGGAUCCUUCCCUGCAUUCUCUACGCCCUUGUCAAAUAUGGCGGCCGUCUGAGUUGGAUCGGCCGCACCCUCCAUGCGCCAGUCAUGCUAGGAGCGAUGGGCUGGUUGCCGCCGGCGACGCCGUUGUCUUUCUCGACCUGGGGAAUCGUCGCGUUGAUUUUCAACCACUUCAUCAAGAAACGAUUCCACGGCUGGUGGCGCCAGUACAACUAUGUCACUGCAGCUGCUCUUGACGCUGGGCUUAUCAUCUCAACAAUUGUCAUCUUCUUUGCCAUUACUUUCCCUGGAGCAACAAUCCCCCAGUGGUGGGGCAACGUUGGUGUCUAUAACACGAUGGACGCGGAAUACACUGCUAUCCUCAAGACAGUUGACGAGGGGCAGACGUUUGGACCGGCCACGUGGUGA